AUGCAAUAAUAUACACCAAGAGCUAUUAUGUGGAUGACUUAUUUAAAUUAUCUACCAUAAGAUUAGACUCAAUAAUUGGCAUUUCUUAAAAAAUAAUAACAUCUCUACAAUUUGUAUUUAGAUGAAUUCAUUCAUAAAGAACACUUAGAGAUUUUCAAUAUUUUAGACAAUAUAGACUCUGAUCAGAAUUCUCUCAGUUUUAAUGAAUUUACAACCAUUAAAACAUAAGUUGUCAAUUCAUGUAUGGAUUAUCAUUAAUAUAUCCAGAAUGAGUAGUUAUUUGAACAAAUUGAAAAAGAUGUUCCGUAUCUUAUUAUAAACUAUAUUUUUAGUCGAACUUUACCAAAAUAAUCAAUCUUAAAGGAACAAAUAAAUGCAAAAUUCUCUUAAUACUUCUUUACUGAUUAGUACAAGAGAAGAAAACUAUUAAGUAAUAUCGCUCCAACUCAUUCAGAUAUUCUUAUUAGAAUUUUAUAUGUUUAUGGUAAAUUAAACCCAGCCAUUAAAUAUAUGUAGGGAAUGAGUGAUUUACUUGCUCCAUUAUAUUUAAUUAUCAAAAAUGAAGCAGACACAUUUUUUUGUUUUACUAAAAUUAUGGCUCAACUCAAAGAUGCAUAUAUAUCCACUCUUGAUUUUACUAACACAGGAAUCAGAGGAUUACUUCUUAAAUUUGAAACCUAAUUCCAAUUAAAAGAACCAAAGUUAUACAAUUAUUUGCAUAACCUUGGAAUUCACCCAUAUAUGUAUGGCUAUAGAUGGAUUAUCACCUGUUUGACUCGUGAAUUCUAUCUUGAUUAACUCUAUUAGAUAUGGGAUCUAAUGUUACAUGAUCGUAAUAUACAUGAUUUCAUUAUCAAAUUUGCUAUUGCCAUUCUAAAAUACUUGAAACCUUAGUUAUUUGAAGCUGAUUUUAAAUUAGCUUUUGAUAUUUUGAUUUACAGUGAAAAAGAUGUCAAUCAAAUUCUCAAUUUUAUGUGAUUUAUUAAUUUAUACAU
Paramecium sonneborni is the source of this 995-nucleotide messenger RNA. The record is from the annotation of a GenBank genome assembly. NCBI's taxonomy places the organism in Eukaryota, Ciliophora, Oligohymenophorea, Peniculida, Parameciidae.